Trichosurus vulpecula (common brushtail) is the source of this 5778-nucleotide messenger RNA. RefSeq names its product serine and arginine rich splicing factor 11 (gene SRSF11). Bases 3742 to 4623 code for a protein of 293 amino acids. Gene Ontology annotation, molecular function: RNA binding. The transcript has 11 exons. Gene Ontology annotation, biological process: RNA splicing. Gene Ontology annotation, cellular component: nucleoplasm. The record is from RefSeq and is a predicted model, not a curated record. NCBI's taxonomy places the organism in Eukaryota, Metazoa, Chordata, Mammalia, Diprotodontia, Phalangeridae.
AAGUUCCAUGAUCCAGACUCAGCAGUUGUGGCGCAGCAUCUGACAAACACUGUAUUCGUUGACAGAGCUUUGAUAGUCGUUCCCUAUGCAGAAGGUUUGUGCUUUGUUUCACUGCCUAUGUGGCCAUCCUCUCGAUGACCGUCUACCUCAGUCUAGUUUUGUAGAGUGAGUAAUAGUAGCAUGUUAAAAACCUAAGCAAUUAACAUUUGGAGACCCUUGGUAUACUGCGGUCCAUAGUUUUUACUUUCGUUAUGGCCAAUUUUGAGUCACUCUUAAUUCUGAAAAUUAGAAUCAGUUCCAAUUUUUUUAGUUUAGCUCUUUUUUAACUAGUAAAAAUAAAAAAUAACUGUCCUUGACUUCAAUUCCUAAAAGACAUUUAGUAAGUGAUUAUCUUAAUUGGUAUUAGAGUUUUAACCCCCUUCCCCUACCCUUAAAAAUCAGUAGUCUGAUACGUACCUUUAUCUAGAUGCCUUUAAAAAAUGCAUGACUUGGAAUUCCACUGUAAUAACACAUGAGAACAGUAGUCAUUAUCUCCUUUCACUGGUAUUUCAAACUAAAUUUACCAAAUUGUAGAUUCCAGUAUACCAAGGGUUGAAUGAUUGUGGUUUGUGUGAAAAGCCAAAAAUUCCUUUAGGUUAGGUGCCAGAAGGGCACUGGGCAUUUUAUUUUAUUCCAAGUUUUCUUGUUCAGCCUUGCUAUACUUUAUAGAAUUUCACUAAAUAAUAAACUCUUCUCUCUGUUAUUUGUGUGUGUGAUUUUUGUAGUGGAGAAGGCAAAUGCAAAGCCCUUCCAGAUGACUGAAAAACAGUGGGUCCUCUGCCGCUACAGGGGAUUCUAGACAAUAACUAAAGGCCAGCAAGCCCCGCUCAAGCCCCCCAGGUGUUUUCCUGGUGUCACCAAAUGUUAACCACAUUUUCUCUCUUUUUACAUUUUAGGCUGUUAAAGUAAUUGGACAGGACAAAAGUGGGGUGGGUGGAUCUUAACAGUGGGACAAGACAGCACUUUUACAGCCACUUUAUGAAACUUAAGGCAGACUUUAGUCCAUAUGUACAUUUCUCUAUAAAUGUAGCAAAUGGUUAAGAAAGAUCAUUGAAAUAUAGGGGAAUUACUGGAAUUUAGGUGAAUAUGUAUAAUCGCUGCAUUUAUCGGCCAGGCAUUUUAAAUUCUGCCAUUUUUUUCUUUCAUGAACUGGUCAGGGCAACUAGCUUCUUGAAACUAUCUUUUCCAAAAGGAAAAUACCUUGUAUCUCUUGGUAUCAACCUGAAAAUUUGCACCAUGCCUCGUCCAGAAAACCUGGAGAUUGAUUUUGUUUUUCGAAGAAAUCCCUUUGAUUUUCUGCUCCUGGUGAAGGCAUGCUGUAAUAGUAUAUCCAUCUCAGUGCUAAAGAGUAAGAGCUUGGCUCUGAACAAGCUUCCCCAGGUAGUAUGUGUUGGUUAAGCCAUUUCCUUUUUGUCGUUGUCCCUGUUAGAGAAGAAACCUGGCACCCAAAGAAAUCCAGAACGUGCGCCCGAUUGAUGGGUCUUGGUGCAGGUCUUUGGGGCAAAUGCUCCUCAAAUAAUUUGUAAGGACAUUUGAGUGAGGCUUUUCUAGAAAAAGGAAUCUUUUGUUGGAUAAGCCUUCUAUCAGGUUUUUCCAGUGCUUAAUAAAAUAGAGCAUAUCAUAAAAUGGCAGCUUUUCAUAUACAGUUUAAAAAGAAACAUUGUCACUUUUUUAGAUGAGUUUUUGAAAGUGAAUUUUUUUUAGUCUAUUGGAUUAUGGAUGUUUUUUCAUUUCAAAAACCUAUUCUUGGUGUAUAUCUCUUUCGAUGUGCGGUAUUAAUGUUGCCUGGCACCAGGUAUCUCACUGCACAAAUACUCCUUCCCUCUCUCACACUUCCACUCCAUUUUUAGCUCUUACCCUUUGGUGUUGGCUCUUGCUCAAUGUGUUAGAAUUGUGCACCCAGAGUCUAUGGGAAGGCAUAGCCUUAAAUCGAUAACGUUGUGAUACAGUCAGAUUUGGAAGGGACUCAUAAUAUGAAUGGAUUUGGGGAUUAUUUAGGUUCCUUGGUUAAUGUUUGUUUCUUUUGUCUGUUUCUUUUUCUUUCAUUUCUACACAUUCAUGCAGUAUUUCAUGGUUCUAUCAAAGCAGCAGUAAAAAAAAAACUUGACGCAUGAAAAUUAACUGGUGAGGGGCCUCAUUGCUAUUUUCAAAUUGUAGUUUUAUUUUUAAAUAGUUUUUUUUUUAAAUCAGAGGAUCGGAUGCAUGAUUUUUUUUAAUGGAUGCAGAUCUUCUAUUAGGUGUCUCACAAAUAAGUUCAAGAGGAUUUAGAUUUCCGGAAAUGUCGCAAUUGCACUAAUUUGAGAUAGAGAUGUUGAUAUUUUAUAUAUCCUCUUUCUGAGACAUAAUUUUGCAUGCAAAAUUAUCCCUUAAUCUCUGUAGGUAUGUUAAUAUAUUUUAUGCAUUAAUUAGUGCCCAAUAUCCAAAUGAUCUUCUCCCCCCCUCCAUAACUCUUGGUAUCUAAAUUGAUGACAGCUCUGACACAAACAAGAUAACAGUGCUGUGUAUUAUACAUUUGUUUAUAUUAUCGGCACUCUCAGUAUAGGUGGAAGGAACCAUUACCUUUAUUUAACAGUGGUUUUUCUUUUUUGUUGUUGUGUUUUACAGUUCUUUUCCCUGGUUCAGCCUGAACUAUAUACCAGGCCCUGCUGAAAAUACCACCCAACAGUUUUCUUCUGCAGCUUAUCCAGUUUCUCUUAAGUGCCCUGUACAUAUUGUAUGUUUUAUGAUGAGAUGCAGUUUCUUAAUAUGUAUUACAGAAAUACUACUGGUAUUUGCAAAUAUGUAGUUAAAUUGUAUUAUUGAACUCUCAUUUUGGGGGCUUGGGCACAUUAACAGAUUAAUCCAUCUAUCUGUAUAGGGCUUUUGCUGUUGGAUAGGAUUAAAAUUGUCUACAUGAGUAUGUGUCUUAUUGUAGGACCCUUAUUAAUAUUUAUGCUGAAUACAUAGACUAGGCAUUUAAAAUGGACAUACUUGUCUUUUGUGGCUUCAAGAGUUUGGGCCAAAGUUUGCUUUUUAACUGGCAAUAUGUAGCAGCAUUUUUUGGUACAGUUAGCGUGGCACAUAUGGGAACAUAAAGCAUUUCACUACGCAGGUAAGGAAUGUGCCAAAGUCUAUACCCUUCACGCACCCAGUGAAGAUUCAGAGAUCUGCAGAGCCAUUCAGAUUCACUUUGAGUCAGCAAAAGCCCUACGCUUGAUUCAACAGAAAAUUUCCUUACAUACCUUUCUUCUCUUUAAUUUUUACAAAAUUUGUAUGGUAGGUGUAAAAAAGAUCAUAGUGAACUGUGCCAUAUUAUUAACCCCUAAAUCACCCUUUUUUGUCUUGUGUAUCUUGAUUUUUCUGUGUGCUUUAUAGUGAAGCAGCCGACACGAGUCGUGUUCAUAAAACAGCUUUUGAAAGUUGAGAGCACACCCUGGACAGCCGACUGUGCUUGCUUACCUUUGGUUCAUGACUUAAAAAUCGAGUACAGGAGUUAUUCCUGAUGAGACUAAGGCUCUGUCUCUGUUGGCACCAGCUAAUGCAGUGGCAGGUCUUCUGCCUGGUGGUGGACUUCUGCCAACCCCCAACCCCCUUACCCAGAUCGGUGCUGUUCCUCUGGCUGCUCUGGGGGCCCCUGCUCUGGACCCUGCCCUUGCUGCUCUCGGGCUUCCUGGAGCAAACUUGAACUCUCAGUCUCUUGCAGCAGAUCAACUACUGAAGCUAAUGAGUACAGUGGAUCCUAAGUUGAACCACGUAGCCGCAGGCCUUGUUUCUCCAAGUCUGAAGUCAGAUACCUCCAGUAAAGAGAUAGAGGAGGCCAUGAAAAGAGUGAGAGAAGCGCAGUCACUGAUCUCCGCUGCGAUCGAGCCAGAUAAGAAAGAAGAAAAACGGAGGCAUUCAAGAUCCAGGUCACGUUCCAGGAGGAGGAGGACUCCUUCGUCCUCCAGGCAUAGACGAUCAAGGAGCAGGUCCAGAAGGAGGUCACAUUCUAAGUCAAGAAGUAGGCGACGAUCCAAAAGUCCGCGGCGGAGAAGAUCUCAUUCUAGAGAGCGGGGCCGAAGAUCCAGGAGCACAUCCAAAACCAGAGACAAAAAGAAAGAAGAAAAAGAAAAGAAGCGUUCUAAAACGCCACCCAAAAGCUACAGCACAGCGCGGCGGUCACGGAGCACUAGCCGGGAGAGGAGGCGCAGAAGGAGCCGGAGUGGAACAAGGUCGCCCAAAAAGCCCCGCUCUCCGAAGAGAAAACUGUCCCGGUCCCCCUCGCCCAGAAGACACAAAAAAGAGAAGAAAAAAGAUAAGGACAAAGAGAGGCGAGAUGAGCGAGAGCGGUCGACCAGCAAGAAGAAGAAAAGCAAAGAUAAAGAAAAAGAACGGGAAAGAAAAUCAGAGAGCGAUAAAGAUGUCAAACAGGUGACAAGAGAUUAUGAUGAAGAAGAGCAAGGCUACGACAGUGAGAAAGAGAAAAAGGAAGAGAAGAAAGCCCCCGAAGUGGGUUCCCCCAAGGCCAAGGAGUCGUCUGUGGAGAAGGGCAGCGGGGAUUCCCUGAGAGAGUCCAAGGUGAACGGGGACGACCACCACGAGGAGGACAUGGACAUGAGUGAUUGAGGGGCCGCGCCCAGCGCCCGGCCAGCUGUGGACAUGCCUCAGUGUCAUUCCUCGUGUGGUUUCAGUCUGCCCUGUUUGUUACCCCAAACCUAGAUGUAUCUAGCUCUGAGCUAUAAAUGGUUGUCAAGCUCCUGAUCCUCGUUAUUCAUGGCCGGGCCGCCCUGGGUCCCCCCUCCACGCAGCCCUACUGUGCUGGGGCUGCCGGCGAGCACAAGAGUGACCAGCUGCAUGCAUCUCCAGCAGGCAUGGAUUGUGGAUGUUGUAUGAUCUCUCCUCCUUUAUUAAAUAAGCUCACGUAGACAAUUUCUAGAGUUUGAUUCCUUACAGUACUAGAGCCGUAUAGGGAAUGCACUGAUUGCAUGUUAUUGUGGCAGGAAUAUCCUCAAUGUUUCUUCAAGUCUACAUCCUAGAAUGGAGUGUGCUUAGGACCUUCAGUGGGUCAACAUGACAAGAUUAACAUUCAUCGGUAACAUCGAGAAUCUCCUAGGAGCCUCAUGGCUGAUUUUUUUUCUGUGUGUUUGGUUUGGCUUUCAAAGGUUGCAAAGAUGCACUAGACUUUUUUUUUUUUAAAUAAUUAGGCUUUUUUUUUUUAGGCUUCUCCCUUUCCUCCCCCCCCCCCCAAAAAAAAAAGAAAACCUCUGGUAGCAAAUAGCGUAUUUUGAAAUGGAGUUCUGCAUUUCUCCAUAACACCUACAUUGGGAGUUAAGAUUUCUUGUAAUAUUAAUUUAUCAGUGCCCAGCUUUGAGACUCAGCUUGUACCGAUUUCCAUUCAUACCGUUGUACAGUUUUUGUUUUGUUUUUCUUUUGGUUCUUCAGUUUUGAACUCAAUGUUGGAGGGGAAAGGUAGUGCAUUUUUAAUUGACAUUUGUAUGCUUUUAAAACAAUUCUCCUUGAUAAUGUCCUUUUUCUUUGAUCUCAAGUUGUAUAAACUGAUAAAUUUGUGUUAACUGUCCCUGCAGUAGUAAUCUCACACAGUGACUCCAGGUUAUAUGCAUAGUUAGGCGAGCUGUUUUCUUAGUUACCCGAGUUCCAGAGCUUUUACUUUUGUGCAGGUGAAAACAGAAGUAGGCGACAUACGGUCUGUGCCAUGUUGAUGUACAGUUUCUGAAAUUGUUUUACAAGACUUUGAUAAUAAAACCCUGAAACUUACGCUCA